This is a messenger RNA of Trypanosoma grayi, 380 nucleotides long. RefSeq lists its product as hypothetical. The annotation marks the transcript as partial. The transcript has a single exon. The record is from RefSeq and is a predicted model, not a curated record. NCBI's taxonomy places the organism in Eukaryota, Euglenozoa, Kinetoplastea, Trypanosomatida, Trypanosomatidae.
CGGCGCUGCUGCGCGCGGAGGCCCCGCCCGGGGUGGAGGUUGUGUGGGUGAACGAACACGGCGAGCGCGGCACGCCGUACGACAUCCUUCUUGUGCGGCGCCGUGGCGACAGCCGUACUGCGGCCGCCACAGAGAUUGUGGCGUACGUGGAGGUGAAGAGCACCUGCACUCACACACGGCGCGACUUUGAACUGUCGCUGCGUGAGCUGCUAUUCGCCGCACGCUUCGGCACGGCGUACAAGAUAUACCGCGUGCUGCGCGCCAGCACGAGUGUAGCGCAGCGAAUGCAGGUGGAGGUGGUCGAGGAUGUUGUGCGUAUGUGGCACACCGGUGCCCUCACGAUGACGGGUGAAGUGAAGGUGAUGCUCGCGUCGCGGUGA